Fukomys damarensis (Damara mole-rat) is the source of this 642-nucleotide messenger RNA. RefSeq names its product interleukin 37 (gene Il37). Gene Ontology annotation, cellular component: nucleoplasm. The transcript has 5 exons. Gene Ontology annotation, molecular function: cytokine activity. Gene Ontology annotation, biological process: positive regulation of gene expression; cytokine-mediated signaling pathway; cellular response to lipopolysaccharide. NCBI's taxonomy places the organism in Eukaryota, Metazoa, Chordata, Mammalia, Rodentia, Bathyergidae. The coding region runs from base 1 to 642 and encodes 213 amino acids. The record is from RefSeq and is a predicted model, not a curated record.
AUGUCUUCUUUGGAGGAGUGCUCAGGAAUGGAAAUAGACUCCAAAGACUGGGAAAAAGAUGAAUAUCAGUGCUGCUCAGAAGAUCCAGCCAGAAGUCCCCUGGAGGCAAGCUUGAGUCAACCUUCCAUGAGUUCUAUGCACUCAAGUUCAAAAGUGAAAGUCAAGGACCCACAGAAAUUCAGUAUUCGUGAUGGAGAUCAGAAUGUGGUGGUCCUGGACUGUGGGAACCUCUUAGCAGUUCCGAAGAAAAGCUACAUACUCUCAGAGACCUUCUUUGCAUUACCCUCACAUUUGAAAUCAGCCACUGCAGGGAAAGGAGAUCCAAUUCUCUUGGCUGUCUCUAAAGGGGAGCUCUGUCUAUGUUGUGACAAGGACAAAGGAAAAAGCCAUCCAUCCCUUCUCCUGAAGAAGAAGAAACUUAUGAAAUUAGCUGAUGAGAAGGAGGCAGUGCGCAAGCCCUUCAUCUUUUAUAAUGCCAAGGUGGGCUCUUUGCACACCUUGGAGUCAGCUGCCCACCGUGGCUGGUUCAUCUGUACCUCCUGCAAUUCUGGUGAACCUAUUGGAGUGACAGAUAAAGUUGGCCAAAAGAAACACAUUGAGUUUUUAUUUGAGAAAGUUUGCAAACCUGAAAUGAGUCCAUGA